AUAUAAAUGUGUUGUCAGGCACUUCCGGUGUCCACCUUUCUGAAACAAGAUGACAGUAUACAACUUCUAUAUUUUUGAUAGAAAUGGAACUUGUCUACACUACGCAGAAUGGAAUCGGAGGAAACAGUCAGGAAUGGAUAGGGAAGAGGAGUACAAACUGAUGUAUGGAAUGAUUCACUCAAUCAAAUCUUUUGUGAACAGGAUAUCACCAACAGAUCUAAAAGAUGGAUUUCUCAACUUCAGAACAAGUCAGUACAAGCUUCACUUUUAUGAGACCCCAAGUGGACUAAAGUUUAUCAUGAACACAGACCUGUCUGUUGGCAACAUCAAGGAUGUUUUACAUCAAAUGUACAGCAAUAUUUUCGUGGAGUAUGUGGUGAGAAAUCCAAUGUGUUCCCUGGACCAACCCAUCAAAAGUGAACUUUUUGAGAGCAAAAUGGAUGACUUUGUACGAGGUCUGUCCUUUUUCCCAAUGCGUGUGGCAUAGUAUGGAGAAGGAUUAAUUUUUUAUUUAUUACUUCAGCUUUGUUUUGUGAAUUAUACAAUGAUAGAAAGUAAAUACUAAAGUACCUGAGGCGAAUUGGAAGCUCUAAGAAAUACAUGUACAAUUGGCAGAAAAAUUUAUGUACACGUACCAUGGAUUUUCCAAAUACCAGAUACAUUGGACAGAGCUCUACCAUGAAAGUAUUGACAUUUAAGGCGAAGCUUAUAGGUUUCCAUGCGAACAACUAGUAUUGUUUGUAAUAAUUUACUGUUCGACAAGACGAGCAUCAUCAACAAGAGAGAAACUAAUAUGUUCACCGUUCUUCUACAAGUGAGUAUCUGGACAGAGCUCUACCAUGAAAGUAUUGACAUUUAAGGCAAAGCUUAUAUAGGUUUCCAUGCGAACAACUAGUAUUGUUUGUAAUAAUUUACUGUUCGACAAGACGAGCAUCAUCAACAAGAGAGAAACUAAUAUGUUCACUGUUCUUCUACAAGUGAUCUUGAUUUACGUUUUCAUAGAUUGAAUAUUUAGCUACAUGUACUUACUUUCAGUUUAUUUUAUUUGCAAAGAAAUAUUGUAUGUUUGUAUGUAUGUAUAUGCUGUAUGAGUCUGUGGUAGCGACUAUUACGAGUAAAUGGUGUCAAAUCGAA
Pecten maximus is the source of this 1134-nucleotide messenger RNA. Its product is annotated as trafficking protein particle complex subunit 1-like. Gene Ontology annotation, cellular component: TRAPP complex. The record is from RefSeq and is a predicted model, not a curated record. Lineage: Eukaryota; Metazoa; Mollusca; Bivalvia; Pectinida; Pectinidae. The transcript has 4 exons. Gene Ontology annotation, biological process: endoplasmic reticulum to Golgi vesicle-mediated transport. The coding region runs from base 50 to 487 and encodes 145 amino acids.